AUGGCCCAGACGCCAUGCCAGCACUGGUACUGCCGAGCAUGUCUAGGAGCAGGUUUUGAGGCGUCUUUCGCGUCGCGGUCCCUCUUCCAGUGCUGCCAGCAAAACGUUCCCGUCGCGCUGGCGGCGGACGUGGUGAGCGAGGACUUCCGAGCGCGCUAUGAGCUGCUGGCGCUCGAGCAGACGACGCCAAACCCGACAUACUGCGCCAACACGGUGUGCGGUGCAUUCAUACCACCUGCGAACUACCACGGGCCCGAUUCGGCGCGCUGUACCCAGUGCCAGACAGACACCUGUAGACAUUGUCGGACACGAGGCCACGCGGGACGCGGCUGCACGGCGGACCAGGCCACAGAGCAAGUACGCGCGCUCGCGGCGGUGACGGGGUGGAAGCCGUGUCCUCAGUGCGGGAACAUGGUGGAGCGGAGGGAUGGGUGCCUGCACAUGACGUGUCGAUGCCGCGCCGAAUUCUGCUACCGUUGCGGCAGGUCAUGGACGCAGUGCCAGAGCAACUGCGGGCCCGGAGGCAGAUACCAUUGA
This is a messenger RNA of Trematosphaeria pertusa, 537 nucleotides long. RefSeq lists its product as uncharacterized. NCBI's taxonomy places the organism in Eukaryota, Fungi, Ascomycota, Dothideomycetes, Pleosporales, Trematosphaeriaceae. The record is from RefSeq and is a predicted model, not a curated record. Gene Ontology annotation, biological process: protein polyubiquitination; positive regulation of proteasomal ubiquitin-dependent protein catabolic process; ubiquitin-dependent protein catabolic process. The coding region runs from base 1 to 537 and encodes 178 amino acids. The transcript has a single exon. Gene Ontology annotation, cellular component: cytoplasm; ubiquitin ligase complex. Gene Ontology annotation, molecular function: ubiquitin protein ligase activity; zinc ion binding; ubiquitin conjugating enzyme binding.